Angiostrongylus costaricensis is the source of this 2196-nucleotide messenger RNA. The record is from the annotation of a GenBank genome assembly. Lineage: Eukaryota; Metazoa; Nematoda; Chromadorea; Rhabditida; Metastrongylidae.
AUGGUUGAAAUGGACGCAAAUAAAGAAAACGAGGAAGAGCCUAAUUUUUCUGAUCCAGAAGACUAUGUGGAUGAUGUUACAGAUGAAGUGCUUGUCAUGGAUGUGUUGCGUCAACAUCCCUCUAUGGAUGAGUAUGAAGAGUCAUGCUUGAUGAUUUUUGGACUUCCAGUCGUCGGUCCGGAUAGACUGGCUAAACUUCAAGCAGUGUUGUCAAAAGUGUUAACCAAUGUUGAACCACAGCAUAAGGCAUAUUUCCCACUUACAGCUGAAGGAGGGACCAAGGGUUGCGUUUUUAUUGAAUUUCUUGACAAGACAAAAGCAGAGUAUGCAAAAAAUGUUCUGAAUGGUUACAAGCUUGAUAAGAACCAUGUUUUUUCCACCCUGUUGUUUAAUGAAGCUCGACAUUUCCAAAAGCCUCCUGAUGAUUGGAAAGCACCUGAACCUACUCCUUACAAUGAUGUGGGUGAUUUAUGGUGGUGGAUGCAACAUCCUCGAUGUCGUGACCAAUUCGCAGUGCAGUAUGAGAAAGAUGGUGUCCCAACUGUCGCAUGUUACUGGCACAUAAAGGGACACGAACCGGAAAUUGCAGGGGAAGCUGGGAAGGCUGAACGACCGUCCUGGACUGACACGGUGUUCAAAUGGUCUCCUCAUGGUUCUUAUUUGACUACUAUCCACAAACGAGGUAUUGCAUUGUGGGGAGGGCCUGAGUUCGCACGAGUUCAACGAUUUGCCCACGACAACGUACAAUUCAUAGAUUUCUCGCCAUGUGAAACGUACUUAGUGACAUACGCUGAGACAGCUGAGAAAAAUCAUUGGGGUGAUGACGACGAUUGUUUGCGUAUAUGGGACGUUGUUACUGGAGAAAUGUUGAAGGGAUUCUCACUCUACGCUCUGACAAAUCGGGAUCAGUUGCCGUGUUGGCCUCUUUUCCAAUGGUCUUUUGACGAAAAGUAUUUCGCAUGCCUUAAACCUCCCGAGAAAGACAAAUUGGAGAAAGAAAAGAAGGUCAAUGGCAUUUCCGUCUUCGAAACUGAAGGAUUUGCGCUAGUUGGUAAUCGCCACAUAACUGUGGACAAUAUUAAGACGUUUUCUUGGUGUCCAACGCAGAAUAUCAUUUCAUACUACCUUGAGUGCACAGACUCUAUCCCAGCCGAAUUUGGUCUUGUUCAAAUGCCCACACAACAGCGGUUGAGAUCAGGGCGCAUUCAUAAUGUAGCGGAUGCUCAGAUGUUUUGGCAGAAAAGUGGACAACGUUUAGCCGUCUACACUAUGAGGUAUUCUAAAAAGCAAAUGAAGGAAGGUGGUGAGGUGAAAUAUGUUGGUGGUUGCACUUAUCACCUAGAGAUUUUUGAAAUCGACAAGAAAGACGUCUCUCUAAUGAAUUUGCCACUACCUGAACCGUUCAUUAAUUUUGGAUGGGAACCCUAUGGUGAGAAAUUUUGCGUCUUGACUGGAAAUCAAGCAAAAGUAACUCCGUUGGUAUACCGUCUAGAGCCAAAUAGCCAUGCACCAAAGUUGAUGAGCAAACUUGAUCCUGGAGUGCAAUUCAACGAGGUAUCAUGGGCUCCAGCUGGUGGCUGGCUAGCUAUUUUGGCGAAGCGGUCGAAUGGUGGUAAUGUAAUGUUUGUUGACACCACACUACAGGAAGCAAAACGUACUAAUGUUGUCGAGCAUCCCGGCUUCAAUAAGAGUUACUGGGAUCCAACCGGUCGUUACUUUGUCACGUGUUCUACGCUUGGAGGAAGAAUAGGAGCAGAUCUUGGUUUUCGACUUUACACAUUCCAGGGGCGCGAACUUUGUCGGAAAGGUUUAGAGCGCCUCUCACAAUUUAAAUGGCGACCUCGUCCACCGGUAAAACUCAGCGAUCAGAAAUUAAAGUUUACAGAUAAGAUUAUUAAGGAAAUCAAGAACAACCUAAAAAAAACCGCUGUGCGAUUUGAACGUGAGGACAAUGAGGAGAAGAACCGAGCUAGUCAAGAGGUUGUAGAGAAAAGAAGAAAGAUAAUGGCGGCAUUCGAAUUGAUUCGGCAAAAGAAUCUCAAGAAAAUUGCCGCCGAGAAGGAUCUCAGGAUUUCUUUACGAGAUGGCAUAGAUACAGAAAUUUCGAAAGCUGAUGAACUUGUUGAGGAACAAAUAAUGGUGGCUCUCGAUACUCAAAAAAUCUUGGCUCCAUUAGGAGAAGACGAACUUGCAUAG